Molecule: messenger RNA, 843 nt
Organism: Perognathus longimembris pacificus (Pacific pocket mouse)
Lineage: Eukaryota; Metazoa; Chordata; Mammalia; Rodentia; Heteromyidae
Gene: Lamp5
Product: lysosomal associated membrane protein family member 5
Exons: 6
Coding region: 1-843 (280 amino acids)
Cellular component (GO): membrane
Source: RefSeq, a predicted model, not a curated record
AUGGAUCUCCGGAGAAGAGCGGUUCUCGGCAAUGACAGACUCCCAGUGCUCCUGAUGCUGUUCCACGCAGUGGCUCAGAUCGUAGCAGAACAAGAGGUGGAAAAUCUUUCUGGACUCUCCACUAACCCUGAAAAAGACAUAUUUGUAGUGAGAGAAAAUGGGACGACGUGUCUCAUGGCAGAAUUUGCAGCCAGAUUUAUUGUACCUUACGAUGUGUGGGCCAGCAAUUAUGUCGAUCUGAUCACAGAACAGGCUGACGUCGCCUUGACUCGGGGAGCAGAGGUGAAAGGCCACUGUGGCCACAACGAAUCGGAGCUGCAGGUGUUCUGGGUGGAUCGCGCUUACACACUGAAACUGCUCUUUGUGAAGGAAAGCCACAACACCUCCAAGGGCCCUGAGGUGACAUGGAGGAUGAGUAAGGUGCAGUUUGUCUACGAUUCUUCGGAGAAGACCCACUUUAAAGAUGCAGUCAGUGCUGGAAAACACACAGCCAACUCCCAUCGCCUCUCUGCCUUAGUCACUCCAGCUGGGAAGUCCUAUGAGUGCCAGGCUCAGCAGACCAUUUCUCUGGCUUCCAGUGACCCUCAGAAGACAGUUACCAUGAUUCUAUCUGCUGUUCACAUCCAACCCUUUGAUAUCAUCUCAGAUUUUGUCUUUAGUGAAGAGCAUAAAUGCCCGGUGGAUGAACGAGAACAAUUGGAAGAAACCUUGCCCUUGGUUUUGGGCCUUAUCUUGGGCCUUGUCAUUGUGAUAACACUUGCCAUUUACCAUGUCCACCACAAAAUGACUGCCAAUCAAGUGCAGAUUCCUCGGGACAGAUCCCAGUACAAGCACAUGGGUUAA